Adineta steineri is the source of this 1077-nucleotide messenger RNA. NCBI's taxonomy places the organism in Eukaryota, Metazoa, Rotifera, Eurotatoria, Adinetida, Adinetidae. The record is from the annotation of a GenBank genome assembly.
AUGGGGGCUAUCUACUCGUUUUUCUUUCGUUCGUCUUUUACUACCAAUAAUGCCGAACCGUCAUCACCAGUCGAACGUCAACUUUAUUCAUGGGAGAAACCCGAACGAGCAACAAUUAGAAAAGAAGAUUUUAUUCUUGAUAAAUUAAAAGAUCAAACCAUCUAUCGAUUACCAGGCUCUGUUAAUGGACAACAAUUUAUUAUUCAAAAUUGUGAUAAUUGUACAAUAUAUGUAUUUGAUCAUACUAAUUGUAUACAAAUUGAUGAUUGUACUAACUGUCGAAUCUUUAUUGGUCCCGUUCGUGGUAGUAUUUUCAUUCGAGAUUCAAUAAAUUGUGUAUUAGCAACAAUAUGCCAACAAUUUCGUACUCGAGAUUGUCGUGAUACAUAUGUUUUCUUGUCUUGUACAAGUCAACCAGUUAUUGAAUCUUCACAUAAUAUUAAAUUUGGAUGUUUAACAAUUAAUUAUGAACAACUAGCUGAGCAAUAUAAAUCAGCUGGUAUUAGUCCAUGGAAUAAUAAUUGGAGUAAUAAUCAUGAUUUUACAUCAAUUCCCGAUGGAAAAAACUAUUCAUUACUUGAUAAAAAUGAAAAUGUUUUUAAAUAUCUACCAAUUCCAACGGAUUCAUCUUGUAAUUUUUUAAAUAUUAAAGAUGAUGUUGAUACGAGUAUUACUCCAUAUACAUAUGGUGAAUUAUAUCGUGGACAAAAUGAAGAACGUUGUUUGGUAAUAUUUUUUCAUGAUAUCAAUGCUGAUGCUUGUGCUCGUGCAUUGAUCACAACGGCGAAACAAUCUGAAAUUGUACUCGUACAAAGUAAAUCUUAUACAAUUGAUGAAACGAAUCUUGAACGACUUUUUGGUAAUGAUCGAAAAUAUAAUUCAUUAGCUGAAAAAGGUCCUGUUAUUGGACUUGAAUUUGCUGGUACAAAUUGUGUAUCGAUGUGUCAAGCAGCACUUCAGAAUUUAUUAACAACAAAAUAUCAAAAUUUACCUCAUUUCAUCAGUCAAACACCGGCUGAGGUUGCUGCACAACUUGAUAAAUUUUAUAAUUUUGCUAGUAUACAAAUGUUUGUAUAA